Pollicipes pollicipes is the source of this 1220-nucleotide messenger RNA. RefSeq names its product tyrosine-protein phosphatase non-receptor type 14. The record is from RefSeq and is a predicted model, not a curated record. Gene Ontology annotation, biological process: protein dephosphorylation. Gene Ontology annotation, molecular function: protein tyrosine phosphatase activity. Lineage: Eukaryota; Metazoa; Arthropoda; Thecostraca; Pollicipedomorpha; Pollicipedidae. The transcript is spliced from 4 exons. Bases 395 to 1042 code for a protein of 215 amino acids.
AGAGAAGUCCAACACGCUGCGCAAGCUAAAGGAGACGUUCACGCGCGUGCGCGAGGGCCCGCCGCGCGCCCGGACGCCGGCCGGCCCUGGGCCCGGCCCGGCGCCAGGCCCCGUGACGCCCGAGGUGGUGGUGAAGCGGGAGUCGACGGCCAUCCCGCGGGAGCAGAGGUGUCAGGCGAUCGAGGCGCGCAUCAGCAACGCCGGCUUCUUCCGCGAGUUCGAGUCGGUGGUGAAGAAGCGCGACUCGGCCGAGUACACCACUGCGCGCCGGCCCGAGAACGAGAACAAGAACAGGUUCAGGGACGUGCUGCCGUACGAAGACAACCGGGUGCGAGUCACGCCCUCCAGAGACAACCCCACCGGCUACAUCAACGCCUCCCACAUCAGCGUGACCAUGGGCAGCCAGCAGCGGUUCUACAUCGCGGCGCAGGGCCCGCUGCCGACGACCGUGCUGCACUUCUGGCAGGCCGUCUGGGAGAAUAACGUGCACCUGGUGGUCAUGCUGACGGACGCCACGCGUGGCCUGGACAAGGCGUUCCCGUACUGGCCGCAGCAGGACGACACGAGCGUCGAGUGCGGCGACUUCACCGUGGCGCGCAAGAUGUCGACGCCGUCGCGCGCCUACGUCACCUCGCGCCUGCUGCUGACGGAGCGCGGCUCGCGCAAGUCGCGCGUCGUCUGGCACCUGCAGUUCACCGACUGGGCCGACCACGGCUGCCCGGAGGACGCGGCCGGCUUCGUGCAGUUCGUGGACGAGCUGGCGACGCUGCGGCAGACGGCCGCCAGCGAGAUGGCCGUGGCGCACGGCGGCAGUCGCAACACGCCUGUGCUGGUGCACUGCUCGGCGGGCGUCGGCCGCACCGGCGUCACCGUCAUGUGCGACGUGCUGCUGCACUGCCUCGACCACAACCUGGAGGUGGACGUGCCGAAGCUGCUGCACCACCUGCGGCAGCAGCGCAUGCUCAUGGUGCAGACGAUGACGCAGUACAAGUUCAUCUACCAGGUGCUGGUGCACUACCUGAAGCGGUCGCGGCUGAUUUAGCAGCGGCCGGCGUCCGUCGCCAGCGCAUUCCGUCCCCCGACUGUGAUUUGGAGAGAGUGGGAGAGAGUGAGUGCGCGCCGCGUCCUCUUGUUCGCCGAUCAGCGCCCGUGCCAUGUACGCUGCAUCAUCAUGUUCAUCGCCCAUAACGACGUUAUCGCAAAUAUACGCUAUAUCAUUG